GAGGAGAGGGGGGAGGUAAACAGUCUUAAAUCGGAAGGGAGCUGCUUCGCUGUGGUCUUGACAGCGCUUCCCGGGCUCCGCCGGCUCAGUAAUAACUGAAUGACCUUUUCUCUGGCUGCAUUAUGCCUGGCUGGGAAGGGAUUGCGUUCUGCAGCUGAGAGCUGGGGCUUCCUCCAGCUCGGCUCCAGCCGCGCAGCCCGGCUAGUUGUCUGGAGCCAGGACGAGAGAGACAGCCUCGGACUGCAGUUCCCUCAAAGGAGGACACCUGUGGCUCAGAUGCGGUCAGCACCAAUACUUGGGGGGUCCUCGAGGACCUCAUUAUUUUAAACUUAAAAAAUAGAGAUUCCCCCCCGCUUCUUUUUUCAAACAAUGCUUCUUUUUGACCUUUCCCAAGGAGAAGCGCUACAAAGCAGCCACUGUGCUGACUGAACGGCCUCCCCCUGUAUUGCUUGAUUGAGAAGGUAUACAAAUGCUCUCAGUCCAGCCAGACACCAAGCCGAAAGGUUGUGCUGGCUGCAACCGAAAGAUUAAGGACCGGUAUCUUCUAAAGGCACUGGACAAAUAUUGGCAUGAAGACUGCCUGAAGUGUGCCUGCUGUGACUGUCGUUUGGGAGAGGUGGGCUCCACCCUGUACACGAAAGCUAAUCUUAUCCUUUGUCGCAGAGACUAUCUGAGGCUCUUCGGUGUAACAGGAAACUGCGCGGCCUGUAGUAAGCUCAUCCCUGCCUUUGAGAUGGUGAUGAGAGCCAAGGACAACGUCUACCACCUGGACUGCUUCGCCUGUCAGCUUUGUAAUCAGAGAUUUUGUGUUGGAGACAAAUUUUUCUUAAAGAAUAACAUGAUCCUUUGCCAGACAGACUACGAGGAAGGCUUAAUGAAAGAAGGUUACGCACCCCAGGUUCGCUGAUCUAUCAACAUCACCCCAUUAAGAAUACAAAGCACUACAUUCUUUUAUCUUUUUUGCUCCUCAUGUAUAUAAGAAUUGACACCGGAACCUACUGAAUAGCGUAGAUAUAGGGAAACAGGAUGGUUAUAUGGAAUAAAAGGCGGACUGCAUCUGUAUGUAGUGAAAUUGCCCCAGUUCAGAGUUGAAUGUUUAUUAUUAAAGAAAAAAAGUAAUGUACAUAUUGCUGGAUUUUUUUGCUUGCUAUUCGUUUUUGUGUCACUUGGCAUGAGAUGUUUAUUUUGGACUAUUGUAUAUAAUGUAUUGUAAUAUUUGAAGCACAAAUGUAAUACAGUUUUAUUGUGUUACCAUUUGUGUUCUGUUUGCUUCUUUGUAUUGUUGCAUUUAGUACAAUCAGUGUUUAAACUUACUAUAUAUUUAUGCUUUCUGUAUCUACCAGCUAUUUUAAAUGAGCUGUAACUUUCUAGUAAAGAAUUAAAGAGCAAAUCUCACUAAUGAUACACAGAUAGAUAAAGCAAGUCUAUCAACAUUUAAAAAUACUAAAAAAUAAAGACACACAAAGCAUUUUAGGGACAUCCACUACUUUUUGCCACUACGAUUUAGAGUCUAUCAGUGUUCUCAUUAUAACCCCCUAUUUUCAGGGGGUUAAAAAUCAGCUUUAAAAAAUACAUAAAAAUUCAUCUUAAAGCACUUUUAUUUUAUACCAACAUGAAAAGUGCCAUUUUUAGAAUAUCUUUAAAGCUUAACAGUUAUCCUCUUAAUAUCAUUUGUGUGCUAUUUACCUAUUGAAGAGCUUUAGUUUUUUCGGCUACACCACCUAUGUGAACUAGUGCCUUUGGGUAUCAUGUAAAAUUUUUCCAAAAGGUUACUUUAAAAAAUGUUACCAGAACUAGGAGAUAAUUUUAAAAUGACACAUUAAAUUUCCUGCAUAAAUGUUGCCUGGAUUUUUUCCCAGGAGCUAAGGUUUUAAUAACUUUAUUGCUUAGUGAAUUUAUGGCACUGAAAAGAUCUGAGUGUGAAUCUACUGAAGUCAUAAUAACGCACAUUGAAGCUAAGAUGGUGCUUGAGUAGUGUGGUCACGGCAACACGAUGCUUGUAGAAUCUUCUAGAAGAAAAGAAACGAAGGGACUGAUUACAAGCUGAGAAUUGAUGAUUAUCUAUUUUUCUGUAUUUACUUCCGAUUUAUUUUAAUGUUCAGAAAUGAACCCUUGGAGUUUGAUAUGUUGUCCCUUCUCAUUGCUCUUAUUACCAAUUCAGAAUAUAUUACACUUAGGCUGAAAUUCUGUCAUUCCAUUUUUGGAAGGUGAAAUAUUAUCCCCUUACCUAAAUGAUAGCUGAUAAAGAAGAAAGCUCUAGAAAUAGAAAUUAUGGAAAGUGAUUAUUUAAGUAUCAAGAAAAAUAAAGAGAGAAUGUGAUCACCUCUUCCAGUUGCUCACACUCGGCCACUGCUCCUGAGGGUGGAACUUCUUAACAAACCGAACCCUAAACAGUCACUAUGGAUUAUAUUUUUCUACAGCAAACACGGUGCUGUGGGUUUUCCUUUUCUUUAGUUUUUUCUUCAUCAUUUAGGAAACAUUAUUUCUCACUGUUAUUUGCAUACUUACUUAUCCUGCCGGCCAAUGUAUGCAUUACACAGGAAAAUUAAAUGUUAUCACUAAAUUUUUGGUUUGGGGGCAAAAUAUAAAGCUGGAAAUAAUGCUGGUGUAAAUUUGAGUUGUUUUACAAACAAAGCUUUAUGUUGAACAUGCAUGUGAAUCUGAAUAUUGCCUCUUAUUUUUAAGAAAAUGGUUCUGUGAGAAGUGAAUGACAUGUAUUUUUACAAAUGCUUCCUGGUUAAGAGUGUUGAAGUCACAUGUCUCCAAAAUUUGAGAUAUACUGAAGAAAGAAUUUUAAAGCUAGCCAUUUGGGUUCAUAAAGCAAUUAUUAUUUUACCCUUAGAGCCUUACACUUGUUUCAUGAAGAUGUAUGACUUGCAUAGCCAAAAACAGACAAAACAAAACAAAAGUCAAGGGGAGAAAAAAAAAACAACAAAGAAGUGAUUUCUUAUAACAGAGCUCUGUUAGUCCACAGUAACAGUUGUUUGACAUUCAUAGGAAUGGAAACUUUGUCAGUAUCUUUUUCAAAUGACCUUUUUAAAGUUUAAGUGGUUUUGCAUAUAUUUGUCAAUACAUAAAAAAAAUCCUUGUAAAUUAGGAAUAAAAUUUUCUCAGCUUCCUGAAGCUGCUCAACUAUCCUUGCCACCUCAAGUCCGAACAAGAUUUUCACAAUUACUCCUUUUGUUUAAUCCUUGGGGGAUUCAUUUUAAUACUUUUUACUCCCAACAAAAUUACUCACCUGGAUUAAAGAUUAAGCCUUAAUCUGUUCGGAUUACCUUUAAUCUCCAUGGAAUUGUGAGACAAGACAGCCCUAGUUUUUCAGCUGUAGGCUAUUUUACAGCUAAUUGCCCAUAAAUAGUAGCAUUUUGACCUGAAAUACUGAGUUAAUUGUCUUGACAACUCAGAGCCCCUCAAUUGCUGUCAACUUUCCCCUUUGUGUCGUGCAGCCCUGACGUCACUGAGCCUGUCAUCCUGUGCUCCAGAAGGAAGUGGAGGAGCUCAGAUUUCUCAAGCAAAGAAAGCCCCUCCCUCCCUUGCUUUUAUACAGGCUGCUCCUGUUGAACGACUGGGUAUCUCCAGUCCACCAUCGUGCUGAGUCUAAAAGCUGACCUGUGUUUGUAAUUUCACUUUCAUCUUGCUUAAUAAAUAUCUGCUGGCUUCUUUCAUUCACUUUUUAAUAUUUGGAUUUAUGUUUUUCAUAAAAGGGGUGUUCUGCUACUUGAUUGCACUCAACUGGCAAAAUGGAAAAUGAGGUCUAGAAAGUCUACGAAAACAGGAAAAACAAAGUGUGUAAGAGCACCGGCUUUCUAGAGGUGAACCCCAGCAAGCACAUGGACAGGGCACCUUUCUCCAAAUACUGGAGUAUGUUUCAGGGAUCUGAGAUAGGUGGCGCAUUUACUUCUGUGGAGAAGUUGAAACUGUUACCAAGGAUCGUAGCAAUUGCUGGGUAUCAUUUUUGCACAUUUAUACGAAUUUUCAGUGAUCUUUCUGAAAGCAACUGAGUUACUGUCAUCAGACUAAAUUUGAAAUUUCCUAUUUCCUGUAUAAUGAAUGAAAACAAAAAACUUAAUCCCACAUUUUCAAGAGAGACAUGGUAUGCCUUAAUUGAAACAGGGUGGUGAAAAUUAUAUCUGUAGCAAAACAUACACAAGUGGUUUCAUUUUAACUAUCACUUUAGGCAAACCACUCUCGGAAUAAUCACUUAAACAAUUUCAUAGAAAUGAUAUAGGCCAACCAUGUUUAGUGUUCACUUCAGUAAGUUGCAAAAACAAUCUACGUGUUUAUUGUAAUAGGCCAUUAGCACAGAAUACAAUUUUAGCAAAAGUCUCUCAAUCAUUACUUUUUCUUAAAAACACCAUUACAGAUGUUUUUAAAAAUGGGAUUUUUAAUGCACUUUAGCAAAAUAGAAGGCAAAGGAUUGAUAGAGCCAUUAUU
Messenger RNA from Heterocephalus glaber (naked mole-rat), 4434 nucleotides. It is a transcript of the gene Lmo3, whose product is annotated as LIM domain only 3. Gene Ontology annotation, cellular component: nucleus. Gene Ontology annotation, molecular function: transcription coactivator activity; DNA-binding transcription factor binding. Gene Ontology annotation, biological process: positive regulation of transcription by RNA polymerase II. The record is from RefSeq and is a predicted model, not a curated record. Lineage: Eukaryota; Metazoa; Chordata; Mammalia; Rodentia; Bathyergidae.